AGCAGAACAGAAGCAGAAGCGGGAGCCUGCGCGCGUCUCCCGUCCCCACCACCCACAGCAAGUGCCACUCAGGCCGGCACCACUGCCCCUUUCCUCCGUGCGCCGCCCGCCGCCGUGGCCCCAGCUUCUCGCGCUCGCUCCGUCCGCGCAAUGCCGGGCCAGACCAUGCCCGGGAUCAGAGUUCUUGGCUCGGAGCUCGCUUUGAUUCAAGAUUAGAGCAACGAGAAUAAGAAAAAAGGUUCUUGGUUUUGGGGCAGGCGAGGUUUUCCGCGGCGGCGCGGAGAUCGUGCUCGGUUGCGUUGCGUGUUGCUGUCCCCUGGUUUGGUUGGAGAGAAAUUGGCGAAAAGUUUGAAAUUUGGUGCCGGGAGAUCGGGCCGGGCGAGAAUGGCUUCCAUGGCGGGGGCGCCGAGGGUUAGGUCCCUCAACAUCGCGGCGCCGGAGGCGGACGCGAGGCCGGUGCUGGUGCCGGGGGGCAACAAGGCCCCGGCCGCUGCGCGGAAGCCUUCCCCCAAGCCGCUGCGGAAGGCGGCCGAGGCCGCGCCGGAGAAGCCUCCGGCCGCCGACGCGGCCAAGGGGGGUGAGGAGCAGGGCGCAAAGAAGGACGCCGCGGCCGCCACCGCCGGCGUCGACGGCGACGGCGACGCGAGGAAGGGGGGCUCGCCCCCCUUGCCAUCGCCGAGGAAGCCGCACGAUGCGCCGGCGGUUGUCCUCAACGCGUCCUGCUCCUCGGAAGCCUCCGUGGAGUCGCUCCGCGGCCGGUCCUCAGGCGGAAGGACGGAGAGGAGCUGGCCCCGGCCGGCUGCGGCCAAGCGUGGGAAGGCUGCUGGUAAGGUUGUGGGGAAGCAUGCCGGUGUGCCGGAGGUUGUCGCGCCGGUGACGCCGAAGGCCGUCCAAGGGAAGAAGCGGUGCGCUUGGGUGACUCCGACCACCGAUCCUCACUAUGUCACUUUCCAUGAUGAGGAAUGGGGGGUUCCAGUUCACGAUGACAGGAGAUUGUUCGAGCUACUUGUAUUAUCUGGUGCACUAGCAGAGCUUUCAUGGCCUGAAAUUCUUAAGAAGAGACAAAUUUUCAGGGAACUUUUCAUGAACUUCGAUCUGAUUGCCAUCUCCAACAUAAAUGAAAAGAAGCUGGUAGCGCCAGCGAGCAUUGCCAGGUCCCUUUUGUCAGAGCAAAAACUGCGAGCAGUCAUCGAAAACGCUCGCCAGAUAGUUAAGAUUGCAGAUGAAUUUGGAUCCUUCAGCCAGUACUGCUGGGGUUUUCUGAACCACAAACAGAUAGUAAGCAAAAUCCGAUAUCCAAGGCAAGUCCCUGUCAAGAGCCCCAAGGCAGAUAUUAUUAGCAAAGACAUGGUGCGAAGGGGACUCCGAGGCGUGGGCCCGACGGUCAUAUAUUCCUUCAUGCAGGCAGCAGGUCUAACCAAUGAUCACCUGGUCAGUUGCUUCCGCUUCAAAGAAUGCACUGCAUGCCCAACCCUUUGCGCGAGUGACACCGACAGUGCGAAGACGAAGGCAGAUCGAAAAACGGAUGAGCCGAGAACAAAAGCCCGCGGCGAGGAAUCGACUGUAAAUGCAGACCUGUCGACUGCCGCAAUCGACAUACUCACCAUUUCGUAGCAUUACGAGGAGCAGCGGCGUGGUGAGCCGGCUAUAUAUUGUGGUCGUGUUACCUCUGUAGAUUUUGUGCUAGGUUGCCCGUUGAAAUGAGUCUAGGGAUUGUGCAUAGAUCAUUUGUGUCAGUAAUGCGACUCGGUCUGUUAGUAUAUUGAUAUUACUAGGACCAUUAUCUUUGGUGAAGACCUUCCGAUGCUAUGAUGUGGGGGCUGCAAUUCUGCAUCAUUGCCUGCAUUCCCUGUGGCGCUUGCUUGAGGGCACAUUGAAGCAAGCAGAUGGAUGAACCUGAAAUUGCUGGUGCUUGCCCUGUGAGGCCCAGUGACCUAACAGCAGAGGCAGUUAUGCAUAUGCUCAACUGCAGGAAGGCUGCCUCUGUGUGAGGACACAGCAACAACUAGGCUUGGUCGGUCUGUCACUUGGUUCAUGCCAAGGACAUGGACAUGUAAACUACUCCGUAUUUUAAACAUGUGAAAACACAUGAUGCAUCUUAACAGCGGGCUGAAAUGGCGAAAUGUCACCAGAGUUGCAGUUGCA
Hordeum vulgare subsp. vulgare (domesticated barley) is the source of this 2145-nucleotide messenger RNA. RefSeq lists its product as uncharacterized. Bases 385 to 1614 code for a protein of 409 amino acids. Gene Ontology annotation, biological process: base-excision repair. NCBI's taxonomy places the organism in Eukaryota, Viridiplantae, Streptophyta, Magnoliopsida, Poales, Poaceae. The transcript is spliced from 5 exons. The record is from RefSeq and is a predicted model, not a curated record. Gene Ontology annotation, molecular function: DNA-3-methyladenine glycosylase activity.